AUGGUGGAAAAACAUACUAUUGGUAUUUUUGGUCCUUAUGCUGUCGGAAAAACAAGUGUUUCAGUACAAUUUGUGGAAAAUAAGUAUACGGAAACUCAUGAUCCUACAAUAGAGGAUUACUUUGAAAUAACAAAGAAUAUUAGAGGAAUAACAUCUAACAUUACAAUAUUGGAUACAGCUGGACAGGAAAGCUAUCAAAGUUUAUUAUCGGAUGCCAUGAGUGAAGCCGAAGGAUUUAUUUUGGUAUAUAGUGUUGUGGAUAGAGAAUCUUUUGAAAAAGUUCAAAAAUUGAGAGAAAAAGUAACAAUGGUACAAAGUGCAACUGUGCCAGUUAUUCUUGUUGGAAACAAAGCUGAUUUAGAAGAUGAACGUCAAGUUUCUACUAGUGAAGCAGAGCAACUUGCGCAUGGAGUUGGAUGUCCCUUCAUUGAAGCAUCAGCAAAAACUGGACUAAAUAUUGAGAAAAUAUUUGAGUUGAUUGUUUGUCAAGUUAGAAAAUCAAAAGGUCUAAAAAUUUCACUAGAUGGAAAUAAUGACGAUUUACCAAACAUAAUCUCUCAAACAACAACAAAUGAUAACUCAUUACAUGUUUCCAAUGAACCCUCAACACCAACUUCCCCUAAUCAAAAAAAAACAAGGAAAAAUUCAAACAGUAAAGAUACAAAUCUUAAUUCCCCAAACAAUAAGAGAAAGGAUUGUGAUAUUCAAUAA
Molecule: messenger RNA, 711 nt
Organism: Naegleria gruberi
Lineage: Eukaryota; Heterolobosea; Eutetramitea; Acrasida; Naegleriidae
Product: ras family small GTPase
Exons: 7
Coding region: 1-711 (236 amino acids)
Biological process (GO): small GTPase-mediated signal transduction
Cellular component (GO): plasma membrane
Molecular function (GO): GTPase activity; GTP binding; GDP binding
Source: RefSeq, a predicted model, not a curated record